Molecule: messenger RNA, 5814 nt
Organism: Neospora caninum
Lineage: Eukaryota; Apicomplexa; Conoidasida; Eucoccidiorida; Sarcocystidae
Exons: 11
Coding region: 1-5814 (1937 amino acids)
Biological process (GO): transcription elongation by RNA polymerase II; positive regulation of transcription elongation by RNA polymerase II
Cellular component (GO): FACT complex
Molecular function (GO): nucleosome binding
Source: RefSeq, a predicted model, not a curated record
AUGAGGAGGAACAAGCUGCCGGUGCAGGCAGCCUCCCUAAGGGGUCGAAUCGCCUGCAUUCGACUAACCGGUACAGCUUGUUUGCUAGUUUUCCUCGCCGCCGUGGAAUCGUGCCUCGACGCCUCGGUUGCACUGCAAGUAUCACGACUCGGAAAAAAUAACCAGCAACAACUACCCGAUGCAGCCGACCGUUUUUCUUCCGAGAGCGCUCACGUAGUUUCAGAAGGCGCAUUGCCUCUGCGGAAACAGCUGCACUCAGCCGGUCUCAACCAGUUGAGCAGUUUGUCUCUCCUUGACAACGAACUUGCAGGCUCAUUCAUCGAGACGGCUCUCGGUGCGACGCCGGCGAAAAAGCGAAGAGGGCGCCGUAAGAAAACGCGAACUCAACACAGGGCAAAGCAGGGGAAGCAAUCCCAUGAUAACAAGCGCCGGAGAAAACAGAAAUCGGAGCGGAAGGCGACACAUGGCAACCAAGAGGAGAAUGCCACCACAGAACGGCACAAAAAGCAAAAACGGAAGAAGCACGCCACGGAAUCCUCUACCGAAACCGGGAGCGUCCAGAAAACGACCAAAGACAGAAAACGCUCCCGUGACCGGGGCAGUGACGAAGGCGAAGCGCCAAGACAAGACGGAAAGCAGCGCACGACGAAGACGAAACGCCGGCACAAAAGCAAGAAGCACCAACGGAAAUCUGACGACGUGUCAGACAGUGGCGGGGUAAAGGACAAGAAGCUCGCGGCUCGUGCCGAUGGCAGCGGAGUCAGGACACCUGGAGGCCACCAGCGUGGUGAGAACAAAGAUGACGAUAACCACAACAGUGAGCAUAAGUCGAAGAAGCGACGUCGGCACAAAAAGAAGAAGCACCACCAUGGAAAAGACGAUGAGGCUGAUGGCGGCGAGAAAAAAAACAAGAAGCUCGAGGCUCGUGCCGGUGGCAGCGGAGUCAGGACACCUGGAGGCCACGAGCAUGGUGAGAACAAAGAGGACGAUAGCCACCAGGGAGAGCAUGGGUCGAAGAAGCGACGUCGGCACAAAAAGAAGAAGCACCACCAUGGAAAGGAGGACGAGUCAGCCGACAAGGAGGAAAAGGACAAGAAGCUCGAGGGUCGUGCCGGUGGCAGCGGUGUCGGUACACCUGGGGGCCACCAGCGUGGUGAGAACAAAGAUGACGAUAGCCACCAGGGAGAGCAUGGGUCGAAGAAGCGACGUCGGCACAAAAAGAAGAAGCACCACCAUGGAAAGGAGGACGAGUCAGCCGACAAGGAGGAAAAGGACAAGAAGCUCGAGGGUCGUGCCGGUGCCAGAGGUGUCAGGACACCUGGAGGUUACGAGCAUGGUGAGAACAAAGAGGACGAUAGCCACCAGGGAGAGCAUGGGUCGAAGAAGCGACGUCGGCACAAAAAGAAGAAGCACCACCAUGGAAAAGACGAUGAGGCUGAUGGCGGCGAGAAAAAAAACAAGAAGCUCGAGGCUCGUGCCGGUGGCAGCGGAGUCAGGACACCUGGAGGCCACGAGCAUGGUGAGAACAAAGAGGACGAUAGCCACCAGGGAGAGCAUGGGUCGAAGAAGCGACGUCGGCACAAAAAGAAGAAGCACCACCAUGGAAAGGAGGACGAGUCAGCCGACAAGGAGGAAAAGGACAAGAAGCUCGAGGGUCGUGCCGGUGGCAGCGGUGUCGGUACACCUGGAGGCCACCAGCGUGGUGAGAACAAAGACGACGAUAGCCACCAGGGAGAGCAUGGGUCGAAGAAGCGACGUCGGCACAAAAAGAAGAAGCACCACCAUGGAAAGGAGGACGAGUCAGCCGACAAGGAGGAAAAGGACAAGAAGCUCGAGGGUCGUGCCGGUGGCAGCGGUGUCGGUACACCUGGAGGACACGAGGGCGGCGAGAACAAAGAGGACGAUAACCACAACAGUGAGCAUGAGUCGAAGAAGCGACGUCGGCACAAAAAGAAGAAGCACCACCAUGGAAAGGAGGACGAGUCAGCCGACAAGGAGGAAAAGGACAAGAAGCUCGAGGGUCGUGCCGGUGGCAGCGGUGUCGGUACACCUGGAGGACACGAGGGCGGCGAGAACAAAGAGGACGAUAACCACAACAGUGAGCAUGAGUCGAAGAAGCGACGUCGGCACAAAAAGAAGAAGCACCACCAUGGAAAGGAGGACGAGUCAGCCGACAAGGAGGAAAAGGACAAGAAGCUCGAGGGUCGUGCCGGUGGCAGCGGUGUCGGUACACCUGGGGGCCACGAGCAUGGUGAGAACAAAGAGGACGAUAGCCACCAGGGAGGGCAUGGGUCGAAGAAGCGACGUCGGCACAAAAAGAAGAAGCACCACCAUGGAAAGGAGGACGAGUCAGCCGACAAGGAGGAAAAGGACAAGAAGCUCGAGGGUCGUGCCGGUGGCAGCGGUGUCGGUACACCUGGAGGACACGAGGGCGGCGAGAACAAAGAGGACGAUAACCACAACAGUGAGCAUGAGUCGAAGAAGCGACGUCGGCACAAAAAGAAGAAGCACCACCAUGGAAAGGAGGACGAGUCAGCCGACAAGGAGGAAAAGGACAAGAAGCUCGAGGGUCGUGCCGGUGGCAGCGGUGUCGGUACACCUGGAGGCCACGAGGGCGGCGAGAACAAAGAGGACGAUAACCACAACAGUGAGCAUGAGUCGAAGAAGCGACGUCGGCACAAAAAGAAGAAGCACCACCAUGGAAAGGAGGACGAGUCAGCCGACAAGGAGGAAAAGGACAAGAAGCUCGAGGGUCGUGCCGGUGGCAGCGGUGUCGGUACACCUGGGGGCCACGAGCAUGGUGAGAACAAAGAGGACGAUAACCACAACAGUGAGCAUGAGUCGAAGAAGCGACGUCGGCACAAAAAGAAGAAGCACCACCAUGGAAAAGACGAUGAGGCUGAGGGCGGCGAGGAGAAGGACAAGCACCUCGAGGGACGGGUCGGUGGUGGCGAUGUCGGGGUUGGUAGUGGCCAGGAAGGUAGCGUGGGUAAGGAAAUGGAUGAGCUUGAAGGAACGAGGCAGCGGCACAGGAGAAGUCGUCACUCUCCAGAAGGGGGCCAGCACAGAGCUGAUGAAACGUCAAAGGAGGGGCAGAGCCAAGGCCAGGAGGCUGCAGGCGGGGCAGAAAAUGUGGAACACGCGGCUCUACCGAGAAGCGUAUCGCCUAAAGCAGCAGAGCGAGGCCUGCAAGGUGAUGGAAGCCAUGGAGACAAGCAUCACGGGGAAGAACACGCCGAUGCUCACGAAGCGGGAAAACCUGGCCAGCAUGCCCAACAGACAGGAGGGCCGCAAGACAGAGAUCUGCAUAAGCGCUCGGCCAGUGCCACGGAUAAGGCUUCCAGUACCGGUCGCGAUCACGGGCCGUUGGCUUCAUCAGUCGCAGAAGAUCAGAAAUCCCCGCAAGAUCAGGAGCACCACGGCGAGCAUCCUCACUCCGGACAACGCCAGGAACCGUCUCAUGAUCAGCCAAGCCAGCACAACCGACAGCAGCAACACCGACCCGUCCACCCGCAGCCCUUCGAACACCAACCCUUCGAACCUCAGCCUUUCCAGUCGCCGUCGUUCCAGUCCCAGUCUUUCCAAUCCCAGCCUUUCCAGUCCCAGCCUUUCCAGUCGCCGUCGUACCAAACCCAGCCUUUCCAGCCCCCGCCUUUCCAGUCCCAGCCCCUCCACUCCGCGACCGCCCAAUCCACGCCCGCGCCCCAGCAGCCACAGGAGCCUCAGGCGGUGCACUCCCCGGUGUCUGAGGGAGCGCAAGGACCUGCACAAGGACAAGGCGCCGAGGCGGCGGGGAGCCCGGCGCUGGAGACGAGGCCGUCGGCAGGGCCAGUCCCCUCGCCAGAGCCCAAGUCAGGGCGAGCGGCGGGGCCGUUGCAAGAGUCGCAGUCACGGGAAGAGGAUAAGGCAACGCAGGAGCCAAAUGCUUCGCGAACGGGGGGAGCGUCAGCGGAGGGCAACAGACAGGAAGAAGACGAGACACCCGAAACAGACGGUGGAGCGGAAGGAGACGAUAGGGAUGAAACGGGCGGGGCACCGGAAAAGGAUGCAACAAAGGGCGACAACGACUCUCGGGAUGAUGACGACUCUCGGGAUGGUGACGACCCUCGGGAUGGUGACGACUCUCGGGAUGGUGACGACUCUCGAGAUGGUGACGACUCUCGGGAUGGUGACGACUCUCGGGAUGGUGACGACUCUCGAGAUGGUGACGACUCUCGGGACGGUGACGACUCUCGGGAUGGUGACGACUCUCGAGAUGGUGACGAUUCUCGGGAUGAUGACGGGGCGGCUGAAGUGAAAGGGACCACGGGCGGGAAAGGGAAGUCUGGCGAGAAGGAGCAACCCGACCAGAACGCGAGGCCGCAAGAGAAAGACGCGCCGCAGACGGCACGGGCAACGCAAGGGAAAGGGACGCGUCAACAGAAAGGGAUGCCUCAGGGGCAGGGGACCAUGACAGAGCAGAAGGCAGGCGGGACGGCCCUGCCGGCGAGCGGUGCAAUGGAUUUGCGGGGAAAGGCGCUAGUGCUUGGCCUCACUGAUGAAGACGAUGAUGACGACGAUGAUGACGGCGAUGACGACGACGACGACACAGAUACGGGUGAGUUGGCUUUUCAUGUGAACGAAAGGCGCGUGCUAGGCUGGACUGACCGCGCCACCAGUCCCCUUCUGACAGUGCUUCGGGAUUCCCACGAGAGAAGAAGCGCCGCAGCUCCAAAUCUCAAAGAACGUCUUCGAAAGGCAGCGGCAGGUCCCGUCCCGAUCGCAAAUGAUGAAGGGGGAGAGCAGCGCUGCCGGAAGAGCAAACAGAUGGCAAAUUCGGAGGAGGGAGCGCCUCCGCUCCAGGCGAAGCUCGAAAUGAAACGCGAGCCGGAGACAGAGCCCGCGCCUUCUCUCUCUGCCUCUACUUCCACUGCGCCGACGGAUGAGAAGGCUGCGCCCAACGGGGCGCGUCCUCCUGAGGCGGUCCCUGUGAAAACUCAGGAAACCAAAGAAGGCGAUCGGGGAGGCAGUGCCCGGACCGUCGCCAUCGACGGCGGCAAUGUGAAGGAGAAACUCGACAGACUCUUCAGUUACUGGAACAGCCGCUACGGCGUCGAGGGAGACCCGUGGCAAGGAGUCGACGCAUUUGUCAUUCUUGUCGGCAAGGCCAGUGAAGAGGAAGAAGGAAAGGCUGAGCAGAUGCAGAUGUGGCUGACGGGGUUCCAGUUCCCCGAGACGCUCUUUGUGUUUACGCGCCCCGGGGAAUGGUGGGUCGUGACGAGUCCGAAGAAGCUGGAGCACCUGCGGCAGAUCGAGAACUGUCGCGAGGGCAUUUUCCUGCUCUCGCGCGGCGGCGCAGACGGGAUCUCAGGAGCGAUGGAGAAGAUCGACGACGCGAUUGGACGGGCUGCCGUUGCGGCCGGGAAGGACGCAGCCGAGGCUUCGAUCGGCUGCUUGCAGCAAUCGGCGAGCGCACACCAAAGCGCCAGUUUUGCCCAGCAAGUUGUCGACUCGCUGCUGAAGAAGUUCACGGAGAGCAACAGAUCCAAGUUUGUCGAUGACGGGGUCGUGGCCACCAUGGCUGUCCAUACACCCGUGGAGAUUGAGAACAUCCGAAACGCGAGCAUCGUUUGCGUCGCCAUGGUCAAGACGCAAAUUGUGAACCGGAUCGAGACGGUCCUGGACAACGAGCAGCAGGAGUCGCACGCCGCGAUUGCGGAGCUCGCCGAGAAGCUGCUGAAGGACGGCAAGCAGAUCGAGAAACUGCGCGAAAAACGUAACGUAGGCGCGGCGGGAAGCGAGCGGCGUGAGGUGGAAACUCACGCGGAUCGGUGA